Molecule: messenger RNA, 1500 nt
Organism: Acanthosepion pharaonis
Lineage: Eukaryota; Metazoa; Mollusca; Cephalopoda; Sepiida; Sepiidae
Source: the annotation of a GenBank genome assembly
AUGUCUCCACACUUUCUCUCUCUCUCUCUCUCUCUCUCUCUAUCUAUCUAUCUAUCUAUCUGUCUGUCUGUCUGUCUGUCUCCUACACUCUGGCUUUCAAACUUUUACUCUCACUUUCCCUGUCUUUCUCUCUCUCUCUUUCUCUCUCUCACUUUCUUUUUUUCUCUCACUCUCUCUUCCUCGUUUUCUCUUUCUCUAUCGUUAUCUUUCUCUCUCUCUCUUUCUCUUUCUCACUUUAAUUCUUUCUCUCACAGUCUUUCUCCUUUUCUCUUUCUCUAUCACUAUCUUUUUCUCUUUCUCUCUCUCUUUCUCACUUUCUUUCUUUCUCUAACUCUCUCUUCCUCGUUUUCUCUUUCUCUCUCUCUAUCUUUUGCACUUUCUCUCUCUUCCUUUCUCUUUCUCACUUUCUUUCUUUCUCUCACACUCUUUCUCCUUUUCUCUUUCUCUCUCGCUAUCUUUUUCUCUUUUCUCUCUCUUUCUCUUUCUCACUUUAAUUCUUUCUCUCACUCUCUAUUUCUUGUUUUCUCUUUCUCUACCACUCUCUUUCUUUCUCUUUAUCUCUCUCUUCCUCUCUCUUCUUCUCUAUUCCUCCCUCUCUCUUUUUGCGCGCGCUCAAUAAAAAUCAUUUUAUCGGUGACCUUAUACCCUCGUACACAGCCACUCUUUCCAUCUUUAUUUUCUUUUCUCUCUCUCUAUCUAUCUAUCUAUCUAUCUCUCACUCACUCACUUACUCUCGCUAAUCUUCUAUCUUUGUCAUUUUCUUUCUUACAUUUUUCUUUCUUUUUUCUUUCUUUCGUUUUCUUCUUUCUUUUAUUUGUUCGGAUUUUCUUUCUUUUUUCUUUCUUUUUUCUUUCUUUUUUCUUCCAUUUUUCUUUUUUUUCUUCUUACUUUUUUUUUCUUUCUUUUUUUCUGUGUUUCUUUUUGUUUUUUUAUUCUUCUUUCAUUUUUUUUUCUUUUUUCUUUUCUUAUCUUUUUUUCUUAUUCUUGCAAAUCUUUUUUUAUUUCUUAUCCUUUUCUUUUUUUAUACUAUUUUUCAUUCUUUUUUAUUCUUUUUUCUUUCAUUCUUUCAUUCUUUUUUUUCUUUUACUCUUUUUUUUUAUUAUUCUAUUCUUUCAUUCUUUUUUAUUCUUUUAUUCCUUCCCUUUUCUUAUCUUUUUCUGUUUUUUUAUUCUAUUCUUGCAUUCUUUUUUAUUCUUUUAUUCCUUCCCUUUUCUUAUCCUUUUCUGUUGUUUUUAUUCUAUUCUUUCAUUCUUUUUUAUUCUUUUAUUCCUUCCCUUUUCUUAUCUUUUUCUGUUUUUUUAUUCUUUUUAUUCCUUCCCUUUUCUUUUCUUUUUCUGUAUUUUUUCCUUUUCUAGUCUUUCAUACUUUCUGCCUCUUUUUUCUAUUCUUUCUUUCUUUCACGAUCUUCACAUUAGUAUCUAUGCAUUUAUCUACCACUUUUCGCUUGUCACAUAUUUUCUUUCUUUUCUUUUCUUUUUUCUGUUCUUUCUUUCUUUUUAA